This is a messenger RNA of Drosophila grimshawi, 457 nucleotides long. It is a transcript of the gene RpL30, whose product is annotated as 60S ribosomal protein L30. The record is from RefSeq and is a predicted model, not a curated record. The transcript has 4 exons. Gene Ontology annotation, cellular component: cytosolic large ribosomal subunit. The coding region runs from base 48 to 383 and encodes 111 amino acids. Gene Ontology annotation, molecular function: RNA binding; structural constituent of ribosome. NCBI's taxonomy places the organism in Eukaryota, Metazoa, Arthropoda, Insecta, Diptera, Drosophilidae.
UAACAUCGUCGACUGACAAAGUUGUUUUUGUGACUUAAACGUUCAAUAUGGUUGCCGUAAAGAAACAGAAAAAGGCCUUGGAGAGCACCAAUGCGCGUUUGGCGCUGGUUAUGAAAUCCGGCAAAUAUUGCCUGGGUUACAAGCAAACGCUGAAGACCCUGCGUCAUGGCAAGGCCAAACUGGUGCUCAUCGCCAGCAACACGCCUGCUUUGAGGAAGUCGGAGAUUGAGUACUAUGCCAUGUUGGCCAAAACUGAAGUUCAGCACUACAGUGGCACCAAUAUUGAGCUGGGCACCGCUUGUGGCAAAUACUUCCGUGUGUGCACGAUGUCCAUUACCGAUCCUGGAGAUUCGGACAUCAUCCGCUCUUUGCCCGACAAUUAAACAAUGAAAAGGAUAUAUAUAAUUUUGUAAAUCGGACAUUUUUAAUAAAAACCCUUUGAAAUUGUAUGCAUGGA